CACAAUUCUUUUUUUUUUUUUGAAUAAAUGAAGUAUGGGAUUUGAAAACAAGUUUGUGUAAAGUGAACAAUUUUUUUAGCUUACAUUUGAUUUGCUUUUUAUAUGAUGUCUCGAAGAAGACGUUAUGAUUAUUUGUCGGUUUCUAUGCUUGGAAAGAAGUACGAAACAAAGCGUAAAAAACCGGCACGUCGGUCACAAGGCAAUUUAGAUAAAGAACAUGUAUAUUUGAACGAAUUUGAAGACCGAAUCUCUCCAGAACUGACAGCAGUGCCAAGGAGUGUUUUUGCGUCGACAAAUGAAACAGCCAACCAAUCGUUGAAUCCCAAUAUUCGGCAAGAUGAAGAUAAUUUAAACCACGAUUCAUUUCAACUUUUUAAUCAAUUUGUGAGAAUAGAGACACAAAAUGCUGAUGAGUUAAACAGUACAGUUGACAGUGAAAUACCCAAUGGAAUACAACACAAUGGUGAAAAUAUCGAUGAAUCAGGCAACAUUAACGAUUGGAAUGAUUUUUUUAAUGUGUUUUCGAAGAAGAAUCAUUCACAAUUUCGAGUGAAUUCGGAUAUAAUUAUAGCCGAAAUUUUGUUCUUGGUUGUGAACUACUACGUUCGUCAUAACUUGUCACAAGAUGCACUAGAAGAUUUAUUGAAAAUGCUAAAUGUUAUUAGUGGAACAAAAUGCUUCCCUGAAAAUUUUGAAACAUUCGCGUCUCAGUUCCGUAAUAACCCAUAUGAUGCCAAACGUGUUUAUUUUUGUACAUUCUGUCAAUAUGAUUUUGGAACAAACCUACCCAAGAAAGGAACAUUAUGCCCUAUUUGUAAAUCACAAGGACAUGAUUUUUUCGUAACUAUACCUAUUGAGCCACAACUUCGUGAAAUGGUACUAAAAUAUAGCCUGGAAAUUGAGCAGCAUUCCAUGGAAAUCGAAAAUAAGAAUAUUUGUGAUAUUAAUCGAGGACGCGUAGCAAGGCGUUUAAUGAAAGAGCAUCCGGAGAAACAUCUCACGUUAAGUUCUAAUACUGAUGGUGCAGCGUCUCGAAAGAGUACGACAAAAAAAAACACUUUAUCCGGUUUUCGUUACACUUAACAAUCUCCCGCCAGUACUUAGAUUCAACAAACACAACCUUUUAAUUGCUGCACUUUGGUUAUCAAAGGAAGAACCCAACCUUAAUUUACUCUACAAAUAUUUUUGCAUAGAAUUAAGAAUACUAAAGAAAGGUAUCUCGAUCGGUAAUCAAAACUAUACAGUCAGUCUUCUACAAAAUUGCGUGGAUUCUGUGGCAAGAUGUAAAGUUUUGUGUAUGAAGCAAUAUAAUGGAGAUUACGGAUGCACAAUGUGUCUGCAUCCCGGAAAAGCUACUGAUGCAAGCCCAAUAAGAUAUUAUCCAAGUCAACGGUAUCCCAAACGUGACGAUGCGACCACUAGAAAAAUGAUGGAUGAAGUUCAAUUUACAGGUCAAGAAGUGCAUGGAAUAUUAAAUAAAUCAGUUUUCGUGGCUCUGCCUGAAUUCGAUAUCAUAAUAAGUCACCCUCCAGAUUAUAUGCACGCAGUUCUUCUGGGGGUUAUGAAACAGUUAUGGGCAAGUCUAACUGAAAGUGAAAAUCAUAAAGCUCCAUUUUACGUAGGACUUCGUAUGAAAGAUAUUGAGAAACGUUUUCUCUCCUUCCGACCUCCAAGCUCAUUCCCGAGGUAUCCACGUUCAUUGAAUCAAGUAAAAAAAUUCAAAGCAAACGAAUGGGAAGCCAUGUUAUUACAUUAUAUAUAUCCUAGUUUAUAUAAAAUUCUUCCUGACCAUUUAUUGAACCAUAUUAUGCUUUUAUCAUCUACAAUAUUUUUAUUAUUGGAUCCAAAUUUGUCUGAGGAAAUGAUUAAUUGGUGCGAUAAAAAGCUUAAACUUUUUGGUUGCCAAUUUGAGGCUAUUUAUGGAAUAGGACGAAUGACUUACAACGUUCAUUUGAUGUCUCAUUUAGCAGAAACUGUUCGAAAUCUUGGAGCAUUGUAUAACUCAUCAUUGUUUCCUUAUGAAUCAGGUAACACAGACAUGUAACAUCAGUAACUAAAUAUUAACCAUCUUUGUUUAACAUUUUCAGGAAACGGAAUGCUAUUGAAAUUUUGCAGUGGCAACAACAAACCUGUUCUUCAAAUCGAAAAAAAAUAUUACUUGAAUAAACUUUGUCAAAACAGCAGGGUGCCUCAAGAUUCGGUCAUUAAGCAGUGGGUUCAGUCUAUAUGGUUCAAGAAACAUUCUAUAGUUCAGUAUAAUCCUCAAAAAAUAUUUACUGUGAAUAAUUCUACCCUCUUCGAUAAUGAUGUAACACAACGUCAUUUCAGCUAUCAUUCUAGACUGUACUACAAUCGCUUAAAUUUGUGCACAAAAGCUGCUUGCUCAGAUCUCAAAUAUGAUGAUUCAUGGAUUUGGAUCAACAGUAAUUUUUUUCGUAUUCAUGCUAUUCUAUGCGAUCAAGCAAAUAUAAUUUAUAUACUUGGCCAAAAGUUGGAUACUAUUAGUUUGUUUCCUAAUAUGUAUUCCUAUACUUUCACGGAUGAAGUUAGAAUUAUGAAAGUUACGGAUUCUUUAAAGCAAUGUAUUAGUAUGAAAGUUGAAACUAACGGUGAAUACAUGAGAUUCAUUUCGAUAUGCAAAAAGCAAACACAAGUUGAUUAAAAAGAACUUUUAAUAAAUAAUGUAUCAUUCUUCAGAUGCUAUUCUUGUUAAAAAGUUAGAUUGAAAUGAAAUGCCUUGUGUUCCUGCAGGUUACAUCAAAUGAAAAUAACAAUACAAAAUAAUUGGAAACCCAAAUAUGUUUACAUGUAUUACUAGCCAAUUAAAUGCCGUUAUUAUAUGCCCUAAACCGAAA
Molecule: messenger RNA, 2855 nt
Organism: Malaya genurostris
Lineage: Eukaryota; Metazoa; Arthropoda; Insecta; Diptera; Culicidae
Exons: 3
Coding region: 103-1083 (326 amino acids)
Source: RefSeq, a predicted model, not a curated record